AUGGCCGAACUCGCGGCGGCACGAGCAAACGGGGAAUUGGCCAGUGUACUACGCGCUAUUCUGAUCAACCCCCUGAACCAUCAAAAAAAUCUGGAACUCACGGCGUUCCAGAAAGAUCUCAAAGACAAAGCACUUGCAGCUGGAGUCGAGCCGCAACAUGCCGAUCAAGCUCAACUUAACAUUCCUGCUAUCAAAGCAUUCUGGGACACGAUUGUCUGCCACAUGGCAUUAUACCCCUAUCAGAUUACACCACCAGAGGAUGCGACGCAAAUGGCACAAUUGUUGAAAUUAUACGAAUCGUGUAAAAGUCGUGCUGAUGAAUUUGUAAAAAAGUGUGAGUUGCCUGCAGUAUACACGAAUGUUUUCUGUCCAACAUCCGAAGUACUUAAUUUUGAAAAAAUGGACGUUACAUCUCUACGCGUCUCAAAUCCCUUAGCAAUGUAUGAUUUGUUAGAAAAACGAACAGAAUUCCUAGGUGCCAAUGGGGCUUUCAACAAAGCAAUCUAUUCAAGGACCCCAGCGGGAGCAAAGCUGUUAUCAACAGUAUAUGAUAACCCAGAAUCGGACGCCUACAAAAACCACCAAGCAUUUAAAUCCGACAUCGAAGACGCUGUUGAGAAGAUAAAAGCCUUCGAUGCAGUAGCUGCAGCCGUCGUUGCUCAAUAUCCAGAUUUAGAAAACCAAAAGAUCGCUUUCAAGACCUUUCAAGACGAUGCUUUGGUUUGUGCAAUUGGAAUUGAGGAAGCAUUAAGUGCUAUAGACGCUAAACCAGGAGAUGACAAACCAAAGAUAGAACUCAUCGGCAGAGUGAAUCUAGUUACAAAAUGGUUUCUAACCUUCCCAUAUAAUUGUAGUCUUUUAGAGGCUAUAGCUGGAAGAGGUCUCCAGGUUGUAGCUGGAUAUAAUAAAAUCCUGCUAGACAAGGGAAUUUCUACAUUACCAGAACCAGAAGAAACACCAGAAUCAGAAUCACCAACGCUACCAGACGCACCAACGCUACCAAACGCUACCAGAUGCACCAGUGGCAACAGUGGCACCAGUUGCGCCAGUUGCGCCAGUUGCGCCAGUUGCACCAGUUACACCAGCGCCUUCACCUCAAGCAACCCAGCCAGUUCCCCAGACAAUCAAUGGACAAGUUCAAUAUCCUAGGAGACAAAAGAAAGCACAAACUCUGCCGGUUGAUGGAAUCAUGCAUAAUAACACACUUAAAACCAUUCAAUCCUGUGUAAUGGUGGGUGGUAGGAUGAAGCUACUCACUCACUGGCAAAUACCCGGACAGACUGAGAGAGCAUACUGCCUUCUUUCUGGGAGUGAUUACAAGGGGACUAUGGCAGACUUUUUACAAGACAAUGGCGCAAAAGAAGAGAGGGGAAAAGCCAGUGAUCUUGACAAACUUCGCUUUAGAGAACUGGAGAUUUAUUUUGUAGCCCCGGUGUGGCGCGAGGACCCAGAAGAGGAUUUCGGUUAUUCCAACGCACCUAUGACACUCGCUGCUGUCUAUGUAGAUGAAUUUCCGAAACUUUUUACGAAAAGUGAGCUAGCUUGUCGCAAAAUUUGGAAAACAGGUAAGAGAUCUGAUGGAGCAGUAUUGUCAGGAUGCUGGAACUCUCGUUGAGUAUCUAGGGUACAAAGAGAAGAAGGUUCGCUUGCAAGACUGA
This is a messenger RNA of Hymenoscyphus albidus, 1658 nucleotides long. The record is from the annotation of a GenBank genome assembly. NCBI's taxonomy places the organism in Eukaryota, Fungi, Ascomycota, Leotiomycetes, Helotiales, Helotiaceae.